This is a messenger RNA of Cladocopium goreaui, 2937 nucleotides long. NCBI's taxonomy places the organism in Eukaryota, Dinophyceae, Suessiales, Symbiodiniaceae. The record is from the annotation of a GenBank genome assembly.
AUGGGCUGCGCUGCUCCAAGUGGGGCCAAGACCUAUGAGAUCUCUGGUGGCUUGCAGGUGAAGGAACUGGCAGACGAGGUCCAGGUGACCAUCAACAACAGCAGCGCGGUGAAGAAAUGUUUUACGCUGACCUUCACGAACUGCCGAAAUGUGACCUUUCCGGAGGGCAAUCCGAGCAGCAUCACCUUGGAACCCGGGCAGCAGGUGACCAAGAUCUUGGUUUGCAAGGCCGACAGCGGCGCCAUUUGGAAUUGGAACUACAGAUGGACCUGUCGCGGUGUCUUCCAACAGAUGGAGGAGGAUCCCAAGGCCUUCACGGACCCAGACUUUCCACCGGACAGUUCCAGCGUGGGAAGCUCCAAGACCAAGUGGAAGGCGGGUGCCCCGGAGCUAUGGCUCCGCGCCAAACACCUGGGAGAUCCCACGCAGGUCGUCUUGUUCGACAAGAUCCAGUGUCAAGACGUCUUGCAGGGCGAUCUGGGCGAUUGUUGGUUAAUGAGCGCUUUGGCCAGCUUGGCGGAGUAUCCGGAGCAGAUACGACAGCUCUUCAAGACGCAGAGCGUUUCGCAGGACGGGAAGUACGAAGUACGUCUCUACGACAUCGAGCUGUUGGGCUGGACGACCGUGGCAGUUGAUGAGUUCAUCCCAUGUUCCUUGAGAGAAGGUGUCCCGGAUCCCACCUUCGCAAAGCCCUUGGGUGAGGAGAUUUGGGUUCUGCUCCUGGAGAAAGCCGUUGCGAAGUUCUGCGGGAGCUAUGGCGCGCUCAGUGGCGGCACGGUUGCUUGGGCCUUUCAGUUGCUCACCGGUGAGACCAGGAUCGUGUCCUACCAAAAAUUGGAGGACAAGACUUGGCGCCGGCGCGUCAUGAACCGCGAACGGCAGGUCAUGAAAGGCGCUAGAAAUCCGAUGAGUUGCUGGUGGAAUUGGAACAACAGCGAUGUCCACGAGGUGACUGCCUUGUUCCAGAUGCUGCAGCAUCACCUGAGUGAAAAGCACAUGGUGACUUGCAUGAUUUCGAAGACCUCUGAAACCGUGGAGGAGGCCACGCGCAAUGGCCUCUACAAGGGUCACUUCUACUCGCUGCUGCAGGCCCGAGAGGAAAAACUGGAGGAUGGAAGCAGUGUGAGUUUGGUAAUGCUGCGGAAUCCCUGGGGCCAGAAGGAGUGGACGGGGGACUAUAGCGACUCCAGCGAUAGGUGGGAUCAAAACCCCAAGUUGAAGGCGCUGCUUCACUCGAACAGAUCCGAUGGAAUUUUUUGGAUGUCGCUGAAGGACUGGGCUGCAAUGUUCAGCUUGGUCUUUCUGUGUCCUUCCUGCGUCAGCCCUGUGUUGGCAGCAGAUCUCAGUGGUGACUUGGAAGAAAAGGAAGACACCGAGGAUGAUGCGGUUGCCUUUCCUGAGUACUUCAGUGGCAGUGAUGCACCCGCCAAAGCUGCGGGGCCUUUCCAGCGGAAAAAACUGUGGGAGACCGGUGGAGCUGUCGGCGGCGUUCCAGUGAAGUUCGUGAAAGAAGAUGUGGAGAAGGUCAUGAUGGAGCUCCCGGACUAUAACUUCUAUGAGUUCAAAGAGUCCGUGCCAAAUCCUUAUCAAGGUACCACCUUGGACCGGAGCAUCUUGUUGGACCCUCCUGCACCGGCCCUGGUGGCACCCAAGUACGAAUUCUCCAAGCUGGAGAACGGCAUUAAGAUUGCCUCAGUAGACAAGCAGGGCCUCACUGCACGUCUGGGCCUCUAUGUGCAUGCGGGCGCGCGGUUCGAAGGCUCAGCCAACUUGGGUGUGGCCCACAUGACGGCCUUGAUGGGCUUCCGUUCCACCGCGCAUCUCAGCCACUUGAGGACGGUGAAGACCUUGGAACAGAUGGGCGCCGAUCAAAGCGCCUCAGCCAAAGCGGGGCGCGAAGAGAUCCUGUAUCAGGUGGAUGUGCAAAGAGAGCUGCUGCCCUAUGUGGUGCCGUUGAUGGUGGGCAACGUGCUCUUCCCUCGCUUUCUGCCUUGGGAAGUGAAGUCUGCACAUGGCGACGUGAAGACCGACAAGGAGGGGAUUCUCAAGAACCCUGACACCAUGGUGAGUGAACUUCUGCACAAGGCAGCUUACUGCAAUAACACCUUGGGCAGAAGCCCUCUCAUGAGCGAGAGGUCGAUGGCGUAUUUCACCCCAGAGACGGUGCGCGGUUAUUUGUUGGAUCACUUUGCGCCGGAGCGGAUGGUCUUCGUGGGCGUGAACGUGGCGCACGCCGAGCUGACCAAGUGGGUCAUGCGAUCCUUCGCAGACUACAAUGCCAUCCCUCUGAAGAAGCGAGAAGAAGUGAAGGCCAGCUACACUGGAGGCGACAUGCGCCAGGAGGGAACCUCUCCCUACUGCCACCUUGCCCUGGGAUUGGAAUCCACCGCCUUCGGGCAAGCGGAACUGGCUCCCGUGGCCCUGAUCCAGGAGAUCUUGGGCGGUGGCACGGCUGCCUACACCGGCAUCGGCUCUGGGGUGACCUCUCGGCUGUCCACCAAGGUGGUCAAGCAGAAUCCCUUCGUUGAGUCGUGCAUGGCUUUCAACACUUCGUACUCAGACUCCGGUCUCUUCGGCAUCUAUGGCGUGGGUCAGCCUGAGAAGGCUGGUGACAUGGCCAUGGCAAUGGCUGGAGCAUUGAAGAGCACCUCCAGUGUCAGCAAGGAGGAGUUGACCAAAGCCAAAGCUAUGCUGAAGGGCAAGAUGUACCGACAGGCGGAUAAGGAUAGCGAGUUGAUGCAGGAUAUGGGCCAGCAGCUGCUGCUCACUGGAAAGUACGGCUCGGCGGCGGAGUUCGCCAAGAUCAUCGAUGCUGUGACGGAGCAGGAGGUUGCUGCCUGCGCCACCAAGAUGCUAGGCUCCAAAUUGUCGGUGGCCGCCUUUGGCGACGUGCAUGCCGUACCAUCCUAUGCCUCCAUGGAGGCUGCGCUGAAGUGA